AUUAACGGUUAAUGUUGUGCCAAAAUGUACAAUAUAUAAAAGUUUUUGUAUCUGACAGUGCCCAUUGAAAUGAACGGAGUAGUAGUUUUACAACAUCUGGGGUCCACAGUUUGGACACCACACUAGAUAAAGGACACACUUAGUAUGGAAAUGGGGUAUUAAACUUUCCUUUGGGGGUUCCUUCUUGUUGCUAAUGUGUUAUCAUUGCUGGGAAAUGCGUCCUAUUUUAGUAGCAUAUUUUGUGCCUGAAACUUGCUACAUUGUUAUGACUAUCAUUUUUAUCCCCUUUAAUGACUAUACUAGGUUGUUGUAGUUGUUCGCGUGCUCCCUUUGCCGUCACCUCAUACAUUAGAGGAAGAAGGGAAGAUACACGGCGGUGAACUGGACUCUACUGAGGCCUUGCCGUGUAUUUUCUCACAUUCAAAGAUGGACGUGUGCUGCCUUUUCAGAAAGUUCGAGAGCCUCCCCGCUCAGAACGCUCCCCUCCCAGCUUCUACCCGCCUCCUUCUCGGUGAGAGGGGCCUUCCUUUCCGUUGGUGCGCAUGCGCAGCUCGCCAGGGCGGGUGGAGGAGGAGAGUGCGUGCGGCACAGCUGAGGACCGUGACGUCACGGCGGCGGUAGGACAGGUCGGAAAAGUGUUGAACAUAAACAAUAAGAAGGGCGGCAGGAACAGGUUUGUGCACUAUCGGCGGAGCCGGCGAGCGCGGUACCGAACUCCGGAGCGGGACGAGGCCAUGGAGACUCCUUUUACUCUUCGGGUGAGCGUGUCCUCGGACCAGGGCGGCAGGAAGUACAUGGAGGACGUCACCCAAAUCCUAGUAGAGCCGGAGCCCGGGGAAGGCGAGUUGUCUUGGGAAGAAGAGGAAGACGAGGACCCCGACUGUUCGCCCCGGACUAGUUCUCAGAGCCGGCCUGUACCGGAGAGCGGCCAGUGUGUGGGCUUCUUCGCCGUCUUUGACGGGCACGGGGGCCGGGAAGCCGCGCACUUCGCCAGAGACCACUUAUGGGGGUUCAUCAGGAAACAGAGGGGCUUCAUGUCCCGGGACUCCGAGGAAGUGUGUGCUGCCAUCCGCAAGGGCUUCAUAGCCUGUCACCAUGCCAUGUGGAAGAAACUGCCUGAAUGGCCAAAAACUAUGACUGGUCUCCCCAGCACCUCAGGAACUACCGCUAGUGUCGUUAUUAUUCGUGGGAAUAAGCUGUAUGUAGCCCAUGUUGGAGAUUCUGGCGUUGUAUUUGGUUCACAAAACAAUCCUAAAGAUAUGGUAAAGGCCAUAGAAGUAACACAAGAUCACAAACCUGAACUACCCAGAGAAAGGGAGAGAAUUGAAGGGCUUGGUGGAAGUGUAAUAAACAAAUCUGGCGUUAACAGAGUUGUGUGGAAAAGACCACGUUUGACACACAAUGGUCCUGUGAGGAGAAGUACAGUAAUAGAUCAGAUACCUUUCCUUGCUGUUGCUCGGGCACUUGGUGACCUAUGGAGUUAUGAUUUCUACAGUGGAGAGUUUGUUGUAUCUCCUGAGCCAGACACGAGUGUGCACACGAUUGAUCCACAGACACUGAAGUUUAUCAUUAUUGGCAGUGAUGGUCUUUGGAACAUGGUAUCGGGACAGGAUGCGGUUUCAUUGUGCCAGGAGCAAGAGAAGUCAUGUAGUAAUGGAGAGAGUGGCCAGUCUUUUGCAAAAAUCCUUGUGAGUCGUGCACUCUCUCAAUGGAGACAGCGUAUGCUACGCGCGGACAACACGAGUGCCAUUGUCAUUAGUAUCUUCCCUCAGUCAGAAAAGCAGAGAUGUUGUGCAAAUGAGGAACUAUUUAUUAACUUGUCAGACAGUACACACUACAGCAGCCAAGACAUGCACCUAAUGUCCACAUCGCCAUGUUCCACUCCACCAAUCAAGAUACUGGAGGAUGAUCCUUGGUGGAGACUCUCUCUUUCUGAGACUCUUCCAUCUCUUAUUCGUCGAAAUGCCUUCUCUGAUAGUUGUAGUAAGUGGGGCUCUGAGUCUGGGAAAUCAAAAGCUCUACUUGCACCCUCCACCAAUUCUCUAGGGAAUUCAGAAAACCCUGAAGAAGAUAGCAGCACUUCUCAAUGGGCCAGUGGUUCUUCAAGCAUCUCCCCCAUGUGUCUUUUUCCUGGGACCUCAUCACGUGCUGGUGCAAAGGGUUCUAAAACACCAGGGAGUAAUAAUCCAAAACCCAACAUGGAAAAAUUGGCAUUAAAACGGACACUGGAGGAGUCCAACAGUGGGCCUGCUGUCAAAAAGCCAAGGAGGACCUUUACUAGAAGUGGGGGUGUGACAGAAAGUACUUCUACUACCCCAAGGAGGAGGAGUGCAGACAGGGUAAUAAUAAGACGCAGUCUAAGGGGCCAGAAGAAACUUGGACAUCCUUUAUUACAUCAGCCCCGUAAAAGUAUAUGUGUGUGUUAACUGCUUUCCUGUCUGGUUUUUAUGAUUAUUGACUCCAACUUAAUUUUUAAGGAGCUGAGUUUUUUUUUUUUUUUUUUUUCUUAUGCAACACACAUUGUUGUCCUCCAGUUCUGUUAGCCAGCACUUCACAUUCAAGACUAAUUCAAUGAACUAAUUCUGCACAACUUGACAUACUGUCUACUUCCAGCUGCAGGCUUGUGGACCUCCAAACCUGUAGAUAGGUGCUAUGCUUUAGCUGUUUCUCCUAUUUUAAAUAUUUUUUUAUAUAUUUAAAUAUUCCAUUUUAGGAUCACUUACCUAAUGUGGUAGCAUACAGUUAAGAUGUAUGUACAUGAACAUUUUAUGUUUAUUCUAGAAAUUAAUGUUAUAUCAAUUUUAAAGUCAACUUAUCAUAGAAUAUUUAAAUAUUAAUCUUUGAAAUUUAAUUGCUUUUUAUCAGACAUGUCUGCAAAUUCAUUACUCAACAAUAACAGGGACAUAGAUCAGCUUACUGGACUUACUAUUUAUAAACUUUAUUUUUUAUUAACCAAUUUGCCAUUCAUUUUGAGCGAGUAGUUGAAUGUAGCAAGUAGUUACUGUAUCUUACAUUCAGGCAGUCAGCUUUAAGAAGUGAUUAUUUUAACAAGAAACUUUAGAUGGCUUGACCACUUGUAAAUUCUUCUUGGAUCCAUAUUCUGUGUACAUGCAUGUCUAUGUUGUACAGGAUGUGCCAGUGUUAGCAUGCUAAACCUCCCACUUCUGUUACGCAGGCAGCUGUUUACACAAUCAAAAAGACUUUAAGGCUCUGUUCACACUCAUGUUUGCCAUAUGUACAUGGGGAUGCUUACAGAGCACUUCUGGUACAAAGGCAUGUGGUACAGAAAUGUGUUUUGCAGAAAAGUCUAUGGUUGGGCUUUACAUCCAGAGUAUCUGACUUUCCUAGUAUGUACACAAAACAUAAAUAUCAUGUGAAAAUGUUUACUUGUCUGCCCAAAUUCUCUACCGUCUCUUAUGGCAAACAGGAGAAGCCCACUUCUCUCAUGCCAAGGAGACAGCAGGGAUCUGAGUACUACCAAAACAGUGGGGCAUUGGGCAAGUCAGCACAUAUUAAGGGUAUGUUCAGAUGAGCGGAUCCACAGCGUAUUUUACGCUGCAGAUCUGCCACCAAAGGACCGCUACAGGGUGCCUUUUAGAUAUGCCUGCUUGGAACUGUAGUACGCUGCUACGAGGAGACACACUGUGAUGUGCGAGUCGCCGCACGUAUACUCACACUGCAGCUGCUCUUGGCCUAGGUCAGGGAGCAGCCACGAUGUGUGCAAGUACACAUGCGCGGCGACUUGCACAUUGCAGCAGUGUGUCUGCUCUUAGCGGCGUAGUGCUGCUCUGAGCAGGCACAGCUAAAGGCACCCUGUAGGGCUCCUUUAGCAGCAGAUCUGCAGCAUAAGAUACGUUGUGGAUCCGCUUGUCUUAACAUACCAUAAGGCAUCAUAAGGCAAAAAAAAAAAGCUGGAAUCGGGUUACUAUGGACAACUGCUUUUCCUCUGUACAAGGUUUGAUUUCCCCCAUUGCUUAAAAAGAGAGAAAACUGCAGGAAUUCAUGCACUUCUCAUACAUUGUGUCCAGCCGCUUCUUCAAGGACUUAAAUGGAACGCAGAUUACAAAAAAAUCCUGCUGCUUUUUGUGUUUCACUGCAGUAUUUUUGUGUAAACGCAGUCUAAAGCGAAUAUUACUAUUUACAUUUUUCUUUUUAACCAAAAGUUUUUUCAAAUUUCCUACCUAUAAUCCAGAAAUCAUGCAGUUUUUAGUUUAAGAAUAAGAUGAUAUUUCCAGUUUUUUUUUUAGAGAACUUUUUCAGCAGUCUAAUUACAGGCAAGAUAAUGAUGAGGUUAUGUUCACAAGGGGGAAUGUUAGUGUGGACAAUCCACUGACAGUGGAGUGUCGGCAUAACAUACCGGCGCUAAGACCGCUUGAAAAUACGCCAUCUCGUAGAUGGCAAUGCAUUUCUAUGCAGACACCAGAAUAUAAUUUUCCGCAUCAGAAGUUUUUUGAGCGGAAAUUCUGCUAUGUGAAUAGUGCAUCAGAAUCCCAUUGAAAUCAAUGAGACACUGCUGCUGCGGAAUCUCUUUGCCGAAUUCCACACGGAAAUUCUGUUGUGUGAAAAUUAGUCUGAAAGUUAACACCUACAUGUGCACGUGAAGACCGAAUCGGGCAACACUCACAAGAGGUUAUGGUCACUGUUCUCAUUAUCUCCCUCCAUUCACAGUAACCUCAGCUUAAGUUACAAAUCAUGCUUAGACAACUUGGGCCAAGGCAUCCUCUCCAGGUAAAGGUUUCUUCAGUCCAUGUGGCUGCUGUAAAGCAUAUUCCUAAAUGCUGUUAGGAGAGCAGAAGCUCUGGCAAUAAAGCUGCCCCCAUGAUAAAGUACAAAAGUGGAAACAAUUAUAAAGAAAAAAUAGAAAAUAUUUUUUCAGUAUCUGCAUUCCCUUUAAGGGUACAUUCACACAGACAGUAUUCACUGCUGUGCUUAAACUAUUGAUUUGUAUUAAUUUAAUAUCAUGAAAUCCUCUGCAGAAAUGGGAUGUGUGACCGACCGUCUGUACCCUAAGUAAGAUCAGUCAGUUCCACAGCUUUGUAAAUCUGGAUAGCUUUAAUUUAGUAAAGAAUAUAUAGAUAUUGUUCAUAUUUUAAUGGUUUGUAUUGUACAGGAACAUAUGAUCUGCUAUAAAAUAUUUUCCCCAGCCAUUCUGGCAUAGACCUUUUGGUACAUGUAACAGAUUACACCUGAAAAAUCCUAUAUUUUCAUAUAAUAUUUCAUUAUAUAGAAAGUACUUAAACUUCCUAAUGUGAAACCAAGGAAAUGUUUUCUUUUUUCUUUAUGUUUUCCAUAUCUUAACUAAUCAUUUAUGCAGCAAUAUGACUGGUUCUUUGUUCCAUGUGUGUAUUGCCACUGGUUUGUCAGUUAUGGGUAACAUGUGAAACCUGUAUUUGGUGUUUUUAAAUGUAAUUAUUUUGAGUUUUUAAUCACCUGCAAAACUGAUUUUGUAUAUACUUGUAGACAUCCAUGCUGUUAAGUUAUUUUACACUGCAGUGUAGAGACUGUUGGGCAGUUAAUUCAUACAACAAAUAUUUGUACAAAAUCUC
Hyla sarda is the source of this 5546-nucleotide messenger RNA. It is a transcript of the gene PPM1D, whose product is annotated as protein phosphatase, Mg2+/Mn2+ dependent 1D. Gene Ontology annotation, cellular component: cytosol; nucleus. Gene Ontology annotation, molecular function: protein serine/threonine phosphatase activity; mitogen-activated protein kinase binding; cation binding. Gene Ontology annotation, biological process: protein dephosphorylation. The coding region runs from base 543 to 2426 and encodes 627 amino acids. Lineage: Eukaryota; Metazoa; Chordata; Amphibia; Anura; Hylidae. The transcript is spliced from 6 exons. The record is from RefSeq and is a predicted model, not a curated record.